This is a messenger RNA of Prunus persica (peach), 1033 nucleotides long. Its product is annotated as high mobility group B protein 2. Bases 299 to 742 code for a protein of 147 amino acids. The record is from RefSeq and is a predicted model, not a curated record. Lineage: Eukaryota; Viridiplantae; Streptophyta; Magnoliopsida; Rosales; Rosaceae. The transcript has 8 exons.
AGGAAACACAAAGCGAAAGGCCAACAGCAAAUGGAGAGAGGGCGCACGGAUAGCUGACGCGGCAAAACAUUUUUGAAAUCCCGCCUAAACCCAAACUUCAAUUUUUUUUCGUUAGUCGAAAUUCAAUUUUGCCCCUUCUUAUUUUUUUUAGGCUGCACGAGGCCCCUCUUCUUAUCCCUCUCACUCCUCUCGCAAAUUUCACACACGCACCGCACCAAACAAAGCGCAUUCUCUCUUUCUCUCUGCGUCUUCGUCUUAUCUUCGAAAACCCUAGCCUUCCACCAAAGGUUCGUUCGCCAUGGGUAAAGCCAGAGCAGCUGCUCCCAAACGAACCGAUACGAAGUUGAAGAGUAAGAGUGCUGGAGCAAGCAAGAAGCCAGCGAAGAAAGCUGGAAAGGAUCCAAACAAGCCUAAGAGGCCUGCUAGUGCUUUCUUUGUUUUCAUGGAGGACUUCAGAGAGAAGUACAAGAAAGAGCAUCCAAACAACAAAUCGGUUGCCGCUGUUGGAAAAGCUGGAGGUGAUAAAUGGAAGUCGUUGUCAGAAGCUGAAAAGGCUCCCUAUGUAGCCAAGGCAGAGAAGAGGAAGGUUGAAUACAACAAGAACAUUCAAGCCUACAACAAGAGAUUAGCUGAGGGCCCAAAUGGAGCUGAUGAGGAAGAGUCUGACAAGUCCAAGUCUGAAGUUAAUGAUGAUGAUGAAGACGAGGACGAGAGCGGAGAGGAGGAAGAUGAUGAUGAGUAGAUUGAAGGGGUAACAGGAAGUGUGGAGGAGAAGAAGCAAUAUUGUGUAGGAUUGCUUAGAAGAUGUUGAUUGACCUACAUUUCUGAUUUUCGCUGCUCUUUGUCUCUCAUGGAUAAAUAGCUCUCUACCUUGUUUUAGGAUUUAGAUUAGGAAAAACAAAAAGACCCUAAAAGGGAUUAAGUUUCAGGGAUUCUUCUACCUGACUGAUUCCCAUAUCGUUCUGUACUUAAUGAUCCUUCUUAUGUUCAAUUAUUUUCAGUUUGCUUUUUAUCAUAUGGUGCCUUUCAUUGA